AGUUAGCUGCGCACGUGUCCGCCGAAGAGCGGCGCUAUCCGUGGUGCUGAAAUACUUUCCGAAUCCCCCACCUGGAUUUGAGUUAAAAGAGACAACUGGACAAAGUAGCCUUAAAGCAGCUAAGAGCAAAUUCCAACAGCUCCAUAAAGGGCUGAAUAUGCUCACCCAUCUGCUCACUAUCACAUUUAUGCUUUAUUUUGUGUGUUUGAGCCACCAAGUGUGUGUAGAUGUCCCAUCAGAUACAGAGGCAGUCCUGGGCCAGUCCAUGAGACUGACCUGCAUUGACUGUAUGAAGAGAGAAGAGGUCAAAGCCAAAACCCACGUGGACUGGUAUUACAUGCCCAAUGACACCUGGAGCCGAAUUCAUAUUUUCAAGUAUCAAGAUGAGACCCCACAUUACCUGGACAGUCCCUUUAAAGGGCGCCUGGUGUGGAAUGGGAGUCAAGACUUGCAAGAUUUGUCCAUUCGGAUCCAAAAUGUCUCAUUUACUGACAGUGGAUUUUACCAGUGCAGAGUGUACCGGGAGUUUCAGUUUGAUUACUUCACUCCCACUGCCUUAAAUCUGAAAAACAUCACCCUAACGGUGAUAGAGAAAGCCAGUGAAGACCCCACCGCCCUCUAUUCAGAGAUCAUGAUGUAUGUGCUGUUGGUGUUUCUGACCUUCUGGCUGCUGGUGGAGAUGGUCUACUGUUACCGGAAGAUCUCCAAGUCUGAUGAGCUGGCACAGGACACAGCGUACUGACCAGUCGGAGUGCUGAUGUGAUAUAAAAGUCAGAGCUCACAUGGCCUCAUCAUCACCCCAGCGAGGCUUUCAUUUCCACCCUGAGUGGUUUGAGCCCUGCCAGCCAUCCUCCCCUGUGUGCGCACGUCUUGUGAAGAGCCAGUCAGACAUGUCCAAGUACUCCAUUUCUCUCCUUCUCAUCCUUUAACUUUUACCUUCAUGCCAAGAAUUUGAAAUCAAGUGCUUUCUCCAAUACCUCCAGCUUAAGUGGGAGAACUGUCAGUGUAAUGCAUUUCAUAUCAGAAUAGCUCUAGCCAAGUUAACUUUUCAGAUCCGCCAGUGCUUAGUACAUUUCCUUAGUGUGCCUCAAUAAGUACAACCUGCUGAAUAUCAUAAUGGAAAUGAUCUGAGGUCAACUGUGUAGUGCAGUCAAGGCUGUUCUGCUUGACUGCUGCUCCUUUAUAUACUCUUACAUUUUAUAUGUGUUAUUUUUGGUAAAUGUUUUCUUUUUAUACGUCUUUGUAAGAAUAAUGAGUUAGAUAGCUUUUUACUGUAUGGAUGCGCAUUUUUCCAUCAAUUACAGUAUAACUAUAACACUUAAAACCAAGUUGAUGACAAUCAGUGUAUUUCUCUUACCACUUUCCUGAAGCUUUUGCUACUUCUAAGUAUGUGCCUACCACUGUUUAUGGUACCCACUCUAGAAAAGGAUCCUGCUAUUGUUU
Molecule: messenger RNA, 1443 nt
Organism: Boleophthalmus pectinirostris (great blue-spotted mudskipper)
Lineage: Eukaryota; Metazoa; Chordata; Actinopteri; Gobiiformes; Gobiidae
Gene: scn3b
Product: sodium channel, voltage-gated, type III, beta
Exons: 5
Coding region: 158-742 (194 amino acids)
Biological process (GO): ventricular cardiac muscle cell action potential; sodium ion transport; regulation of heart rate by cardiac conduction
Cellular component (GO): voltage-gated sodium channel complex
Molecular function (GO): sodium channel regulator activity
Source: RefSeq, a predicted model, not a curated record